CACCUUUGCAAAUAAAGAUAAGCGCGACGUUGCAAGAACUCUCCCAGUUCUCUGUUAAUGUUUGGCCAGAUAAUUAUUCCCCCGGGGGGAGGGAACCACAAAUAGUCACUUUUUUGUUCUGUCCUUCUUCCUAUGCACUAUAUUCAUUUGAUAGAACAAGAAAAUGGAGGUGACACUUGAGAAGGAGAACCCAGUGGAAGUGACAGCUCCUGAUGAAGUUGGGAUUGGCCGGCGGCUUCGGGACCGAGAUCUGCUGAGGAAGAGGAAGGCUGAGGCUGAAGAGAAAGCGACUACCCAGUGGGUUUAUGGAGCACAGAGCAGGAAGAGAGCGAGGAGAGAGCCCAGCGACACUCCAGGAAAGAAGGGCAGACCGAGGAAAACCGCCCUCGCUGCCGAACCCCCUCCGGACCAGGCCGAGCUCCAGGCAGCCUGCCAGCCAGAGACACCCGUCCAAGCAGAAGAGCUGGUCCCUGGUCCUGCCCCUCACACAGCAUCUGUGUCUGUCUCUGCCCCAGCACUGACCCCACAGCCACCUGUGCCUCUGUCUGCCCCUGCUCCUGCCCCUGGGGGGGCGAUAGAGGAAGUUUUAAUCGAAGACCUGGGGCCAGACGAGGAGGAAGACAAACCAGAGAAACUGGUCAUAGAUCAAGGUGCCUGCGGAGAUCCCGACGUCGGUGAGGCCGAACGGAACAACGCGUUUAGUGAGCCAGCGUUAACCCCGCCCCCAGCUCCCACUCAGCACACCUAUCUACCUGGAAACGUGCUCUAGACGUCACGUCCUGGGAGCUCUCCACCAAUCACAAACGCCAUGCCUUUUUUGUUGUUGUUGUUGUUGUUGUUUUUGACCAAUUUAUUUUGUAUUAACGGGAAUACAUCAUAUUUCGGUGCUUAAAACCUUAAUUUUCAAGUUUGUAUAUGCAAGACCAAAAGGCUUUUUUUCACCUGAGGUUUUUACUUGUGAUCUCAAACCAGAACAAAUGUAUAUUUAUUCGUGCAUUGUUUUGUCGAUGGCAAUGUAAUAUCGUUUUCUUUAGCAUUAGUACGUUUUCUUUUUCGCAAGAUGAACAAUUUUAAAUAAAGGUACAAGCAACGAAUUUUUACUUCUUCCGUUUGCAGAGAUAGUUAUUGACACAUGGCGACGGCACUGGACGGAUACACAGCGCUUCUGCAUUCCCCGCUGUUAAAAUAUAAUAGUGAACAUGUGACGAAGGAGAAAAUAAAUGACUCCCUGUUCGAAGGCGCCCUAUACUGAAUGCCAUUCAGAACAAACUUUACUGUAGUGGUAGAAAGGACGAAAUUUUAGUGAACAGAGAGUAAACGCCAUAAAGCAGUAAAGGACCAAGCGCAAGGCUUUGGUUGUCCAACACAUUUCUAUUAUCAGCACCACGUGUUUCAGGAGGGCGGGUGGCUGCGGUGUGACAGUUUCUGCUUAGUGGAGAACAAAGGCAGCGUUUCUCCAAACAAACGCCGACCCUCGCUAAGAUGGCCCAAACAGCCUGUCCUUGUUCUGAAUGCAUCCAAAGCCUCAAACAGCAAGUGUCAGUAAUGAGGAAGGAGAUCAGGAACAUCAGACAGCACGCGGACAGCGCGGUCCGCGCGCACAGGAAACAAAUGGCGUCCCUCCAGUCGGUACUGGCGGAUGGUUGGAGCCCCGGGCCGCGGCCGUCACGAGAUCCGGGCGGGGCGCGCGCGUCUUUGGAACGAGGUCACGUUCAGACUGUCCCCGUCGGGUACAUCAGCUCGUGUUUCGCGAACAAGAGCGGCACCCCACGGCAGCCGGGAAUCUGCACGUCGUCUCGCGCGAGUCUGCAGCUACGGGCGUCGGUCUUCAAUAACCCGGAGCACGCACUCGCCGGCUUGGACCAGUACUCCCACGUGUGGCUCAUCUUCCUCUUUCAUAAGAACGGCCACGUGAGCUACAAAGCCAAGGUGAAGCCCCCGCGGCUCAACGGGCAGAGGGUGGGGGUGUACUCCACCCGUAGCCCCCACCGGCCCAACGCCCUCGGACUCACCCUUGCCCGGCUGGAGGGCAUUGCAGGUGACACGCUCCACCUGUCAGGUGUGGAUCUAAUUGCUGGGACUCCUGUGUUGGAUAUCAAACCUUAUAUCCCAGAAUACGACUCUCCGCUAACGAGGCUAAACGUGGAACCUCGUUUCCAGCAAAUGGAUUCCUCCGGGACCUUGGAUGCUUUCAACACCAUUGAAGAAGAACCUGGAGAAGGAGAACACGUAUCCUCGUCACAGAUCUCAGCCAAGGAGCUGUCUGGGUCAGCCUCUGGGUCAGAGGUGACUGGAGCCAGUGAAUUGAGCAAAAUGCUAGCUGAAGUGAAAGACUACCUCCAGCAGGGGGAGUUGUUCGCAGAGAGAAGGCCUGCUGACAGAGCUGUAAUCACGGGCUCUGAGCCUGGGCAAGAUGUGCCCUCCAGGGUGUCCUAUGGCCCAGAGGCCUAUGGAAGAAUCGCAGCCUGGAUCAGAGAUCCCCCAGUAGGUUCGCUGGGUGUACGCUUUACCCCUGCAGCUGAGCAAGAGCUUGCGGAGUUUGGACCUCCUGAAAGCACAGACACAGGGCGGCCCAGGUUCCAGUUCCUCAGGGGCCCCGAGGACGCAGCAGCCGCUAUCCGGGCGCUGUUAGCGGCUGACCCACGCUCUGUGUACCGGCGCACACGCUGUCCGGAUCGCCUCUUCUUCUUCACCCUGGACACAGCCGACAUCACCUGCUGGUUUGGCGACGGCUUUGCGGAGGUCCUGCGUGUCCGGCCUGCGUGCGUGACCCUCGAUGCUGCAGUAACGCCAGCGCCACCACAGUAACACUUGCAAUAGCACUAUCUGGAACCCAGCAACUGUGCUGAGCAGUCACACACUGCACAGGCAGCAGGUGGAGAAUUACAGCCUGUUAACAGUCUUUCUUCCGAGUUCGACAAAUGGUGUUCCACAAUUAGUGUAGUAAUUACUCUGAAGGUCUAACGCUGGAGAGGAGGAAAAAAUCCAGGCAAUAUUUUUCAGAAAUAUUUAUCCAUAUUUAUCAGUGAUAAAUGUGGAUGUCUUUGUAAACAUGGUGAAGGGCUAACAUUCUGAGAUGUUGGACUGUCUGUAAAGAUUUGAAUAAAAACUCCAAAAGAUUUUUGUA
This is a messenger RNA of Electrophorus electricus (electric eel), 3127 nucleotides long. RefSeq names its product tRNA methyltransferase O (gene trmo). Lineage: Eukaryota; Metazoa; Chordata; Actinopteri; Gymnotiformes; Gymnotidae. The record is from RefSeq and is a predicted model, not a curated record.